Messenger RNA from Zygotorulaspora mrakii, 1065 nucleotides. It is a transcript of the gene LEU5, whose product is annotated as coenzyme A transporter. The record is from RefSeq and is a predicted model, not a curated record. Gene Ontology annotation, cellular component: mitochondrial inner membrane. The transcript has a single exon. Gene Ontology annotation, biological process: transmembrane transport. NCBI's taxonomy places the organism in Eukaryota, Fungi, Ascomycota, Saccharomycetes, Saccharomycetales, Saccharomycetaceae. Bases 1 to 1065 code for a protein of 354 amino acids.
AUGGCCAACGAAAUUGAAACAACGCAGGCAGAUAUCAAUGCUAAAAAGCAGCAAAUCGUAACGAUCAAUAAAGGCUCGUUAGAUUAUGUGAUACGUUCAGGGAUAGCGGGCGGCAUUUCGGGUUCAUGUGCUAAAACUCUCAUCGCUCCGUUAGAUAGAAUCAAGAUAUUAUUUCAGACGUCAAACCCGCAUUAUACAAAAUAUGCAGGUUCUCUAGUCGGCUUGGUGGAAGCGGCAAAGCACAUUUGGAUAAAUGAUGGUAUACGAGGAUUUUAUCAAGGCCAUUCAGUAACGCUAAUUAGAAUAUUUCCUUAUGCGGCGGUCAAGUUUGUUGCCUAUGAACAAAUAAGGAGUUUUCUUAUACCGUCUAGAGAUUACGAGUUACAUUGGAGGAGAUUAAUGAGUGGCUCGCUUGCCGGAUUAUGUAGUGUGUUUCUCACUUACCCUUUAGAUCUGAUAAGGGUUAGAUUAGCGUAUGUCACGGAUCACAAUCGGGUGAAAUUAACUAAAAUAAUAAGGACUAUAUGGUCAGAACCGGCAUCAGUGACGCUCUCCUCCAAACCGUAUGUACCUCAAUGGUUUGGACACUGGUGUAAUUUCUAUCGAGGUUACAUACCGACAGUCUUUGGAAUGAUUCCCUACGCGGGAGUCUCCUUCUUCGCCCACGAUUUACUACAUGAUUUAUUAAGACUACCCUCCUUGGCUCCACACGCGGUACUUAAACUAUCAGACGAGGAAGAAGAGCUACGUAAUCAUAAGAAGCAAAGGAUUCCUCUGAAGACAUGGGCAGAACUUUUCUCCGGUGGUUUGGCUGGUAUGGCGUCUCAAACAGCAGCAUAUCCUUUUGAAAUUAUAAGAAGAAGAUUACAGGUCAGUACUUUGGCUCCGAGAAAUAUGUAUGAGCAUAAAUUUCAAUCGAUUGGUGAUAUUACCAGAAUCAUAUACCAGGAGCGUGGUUGGAGAGGGUUUUUCGUCGGUCUGAGCAUCGGAUAUAUAAAGGUAGUACCUAUGGUUGCUUGCAGCUUCUUCGUUUACGAAAGAAUGAAAUGGCAUUUGGGUAUUUGA